AUGAACAUAGAAAUUAGGGAUGGAUUCCAGCUCACAAACUUAUGCUUGGGCAAGCCCGAAGCACCUCUUUCAGUUCACGGGCUAGCAUGCUUUGUGCUUGCCGGCAUGCUAAUCAGUGCUGUCGUUCUCAUAGCGACGUACUAUAUCGAAUAUUAUGGUAUUGCAGAAAAUCUUGAGGAUAUUCUCGUCGAUGGACUCACCGAUGGAUUCGUCGAAGUAUAUCUAUGGAUUAAGUACGAUUUAAAACCGAUGCUUCGAGUUCUGUAUGUAUUCCUGUUCAAAUUUGAUCAGUUCCAAUUUGAUCAGGAUGACAUGCCUCAACUGGAAUAG
Messenger RNA from Sclerotinia borealis F-4128, 330 nucleotides. NCBI's taxonomy places the organism in Eukaryota, Fungi, Ascomycota, Leotiomycetes, Helotiales, Sclerotiniaceae. The record is from the annotation of a GenBank genome assembly.